This is a messenger RNA of Aedes albopictus (Asian tiger mosquito), 793 nucleotides long. It is a transcript of the gene Bet3, whose product is annotated as trafficking protein particle complex subunit 3. The coding region runs from base 117 to 653 and encodes 178 amino acids. The record is from RefSeq and is a predicted model, not a curated record. NCBI's taxonomy places the organism in Eukaryota, Metazoa, Arthropoda, Insecta, Diptera, Culicidae. Gene Ontology annotation, biological process: intra-Golgi vesicle-mediated transport; endoplasmic reticulum to Golgi vesicle-mediated transport. Gene Ontology annotation, cellular component: cytosol; TRAPP complex; cis-Golgi network membrane. The transcript has 2 exons.
CCUGUCUCUCGACGGUCGCGUCAACAGAAAAAAGUAAUGCAAAGUGAUGAUCAAUAAUUUGCUGAUAAGUUUUUACUAGGAAAAAUUCGUAUAAUAUUCCGUGCAAAAUCGUCGAAAUGUCCCGUCAAAAUACCCGCUUGGAUACGAAAAAAGUGAACUCGGAGCUCCUGACGCUCACCUACGGAGCGCUAGUCUCCCAGAUGCUCCGAGACUUCGAAAACGUCGAAGAUGUCAACAAGCAACUGGAACGGAUCGGAUAUAACAUGGGAAUGCGACUGAUCGAGGAUUUCCUCUCGCGAACCAACUCACCCCGUUGCCUGGACAUGCGGGAAACGGCCGACAAAAUUCAGCUGGCCUUUCGGAUGUACCUGAACGUGCAACCGACGAUCUCGAAUUGGGCCGCCUCGGGCGAUGAGUUUUCGUUGAUCUUCGACAGCAACCCGCUGACGGAGUUUGUCGAACUGCCGCAGGACUAUCAGCAGCUGCGGUACAGUUCGAUCAUUUGCGGCUGCAUCCGGGGAGCGCUGGAGAUGGUCCAGCUGGAAGUGCAGUGCUGGUUCACGCAGGACCAGCUGAAGGGCGAUGCCAGCACGGAGAUAAGGGUGAAGUUUGUGAGGCGACUGGAGGAUGCCGUGCCGGCUGGAGAGGACUAAGUGGGCUAGAAACACUUUCGGUAAGUAAGAUGGGACGACUGCAUUCCAUGAUCAGACAUAGAGAUUGUUCAAGCAAUGGGAUUGCGUUCGAAGACAAACGUUCGAAAUUAUAAAUUAACUAUUUAUCCACUCGAUACAAA